Molecule: messenger RNA, 2080 nt
Organism: Halteromyces radiatus
Lineage: Eukaryota; Fungi; Mucoromycota; Mucoromycetes; Mucorales; Cunninghamellaceae
Exons: 1
Coding region: 72-1925 (617 amino acids)
Molecular function (GO): protein-macromolecule adaptor activity; cytoskeletal protein binding; ubiquitin binding
Source: RefSeq, a predicted model, not a curated record
UUUUUUUUUUUCUUCUUCUUCUUCUUCUUCAUAUAAUUUUAUAUCUCAUUGUAAUCACUCUUUUUAUUUGUAUGCUGAUAGACAACCAAGCAUCUAUUCAAACUCGUUUAUGGAAAGGCAAAGAUGGCAAGUUUGAAGUCGAAGCUACUUUUGUAAGCAUAUUCCAAAAAACAAAAGUAAAGCUUAGGAAAGUAGGUGGUGCCUCAAUUGCUAUACCAAUUCACUAUAUUUCUUCACAAGAUGUUGACUAUCUUAUAUCUCUCUUUGGAAUAGACGAAUGGCAUAGACUGACAACAACUUCUUCUUCAACAGAAAAGAACAACAAUGGUUCCAUGAUCUCCACAAAUGGUAGUUCUUUGAAUUCCUCAUUGUCGACAAUACCUACUCCAGGCACAAUUAAUAAUACAACUUUGGAUCAAACAAUGACAGCUCUGUCAAUCCAGUCUUCUAAUUCUGUUACUCAAGACUCACUCACUGCUAGUAGUUCUCCCUCUUCUUGUCAGCCGAUCAUCGAUGAUUCACCGUCAUAUUCUAUUUCUGGAUCGGCUCCUCCAGUGUAUCAUUCAACUCAUCCUAUACAAUAUCAUGACAAUAUAGACAACAGCAUGAAAACGAUAAGCCGUUCACAAAGAUCAACCUCCCGUCCUCCACAAUAUCAACCCAACUUUGCACCAUUAGUACCUAAACAACAAAAACACCGAAGGCGAUCUUUGAUGGAGCUUUCCAGCAAUAUUAUCAUCAACAUUGGACAUUGGUUGGAUGUACGAUCUCGGCUUCAACUAUCUAGGACGAGUAGACGUGGACAUGCCUUGAUGAUGCAUCGCGAUGCAUGGUUUUAUCUCGACUUCAGAAGAAUGGAUGUGGAUCGUAUCAACGACUCGGUAUUUCGCGGUCUUACCUUUCUUUUACUUCGGUUUCAACUUCAUUAUGCACCUCGAUGUGUGGUUUUGGAUCAUACUCUUCUAACAGCUUUUUCUAUUGGUCACCUUUUACAAUACUUUCCUGCCAUUCAAACACUUUCAUUACGUCACUGCCCUGCCAUGGACUAUCAUCAACUUGCUACUGUACUAGAUGGUCUUACUACUUCUCCCGUUAGUCAUCAUCAGGGCGCGGUGUGUCAAUCUGAUCUGAAGGUUUUCAAAAUGAUAAGCAAGGUUACUUCUACUCCUAUGCAUGGUACGGACAUCAAGAUAAUUCACUCUGCUCUGGAAAGGUUAGCUCAACACCCAGUUGAAAUGGAUUGUUAUGUAUGUGAUGAUUGCCAGGUGAAUGCUUGUACAAAUACUUUAACUUGUCUACAUUGUGGCGUGAUUUCAUUACGAAGAUGCAAGGCUUGUGCUCCAGUGUGUGAUCAAUGUCAUGGCAGGCUAUGUGGUGGUAUGAUGUGUCAAGUCAAAUCGGAUAUCAAAUUGAAUCUUUAUAAUUGUGGAAGAUGUCAUCAACCUUUAGCAAUGUGCAAUCAAUCAAGUUGUUCCGAUACAUCACAACAACAGCAGUUCUUUGGACGGCAUUGGUGUACAACAAAUGAAGAACAUGGAUUAUUUCAUUCACAAUGUAGGAUCAAAAAUAAAUGGGUCUCCAAUCAAUGUACAGGAUGUGGAUUAGUCGUCUGUCCUUUUUGUGAUUUAUCUGAAUGUGGUGGUGGAUGUCAUGGUCAAUGGUGUUAUUCCUGUGUCAGCAAGAUGGAUUUACGGCAUUGCAAAUGCAUCAUUAUUCAUGGUAUGGUUGGAUCUCGAAUGAGUAAACGGAACGUCUGUUAUCAAUGCCGAAAAAUCUGCCCGCGUUGUGGUGAUGGUAGUACUGAUGCUGAUCUUCAUCCUUCUAGCUUCUGUGCUCGGUGUCUGGAUCUCCAUUUGCAAGAAUGUAAUGGUUCUACAACAUUAAAGAACAAGAAAAAAGGUAAGGACAAGCGAAAAAAAGUAUGAUGAUGAUUUUUUUUUCUCUUCUACUAUUGGUUUAUGUUAUAGUAUCAGUAUAUUAUAGUUUAUCCCCCCCCAUUAGUAUUAUUAUAUCCGUUGUAUUCAUUGUAUUAUUUUUAGUUGAUGAUCCUUAUUAGUUGUAUCAUACCAAUAAAAUUAUA